AUGUUUAAGAUCAAAAGAAAAUCUCAAUCACCAUCAGUAUUACCCUCAUCAAGCAGUGUUAGUCGUAGUACAUUACUUGUUUCGUCUUCUUCUGCUUGUUCUACUCGUCAUCAUCAUAAUAAUGUUUCAUUAUCAUCAUCUGCCUCUGUCUCUCCACAAUAUAAUAACUAUAAAAAAAUUCAACGUCAACAACGACAUGAAGAAAACAUCAAUAAUACUCGAUCAUCAUCACAUUCGAAACAAUUUCUUGGUUACUUUCGUUGCUGCUGUUAUCAUUUUUGUUCGUGCACAUGUGAAUGUUCCAUUCCAUCAAAUAAAUCUCAAUAUGAUAAUAAAUCAUCAAUAUUUAAUCGAAAAAAUUGUGCAAAUCAUUUACGUCAAUAUAUAUUUGAACGACAUUUAAUUGAAAGAAAAACUAAUCCAAGUUUUCUUCCUAAACUAAGUUUCAUUGUCCUUUUAUUCUCAUGUCUAUUUCCUUUGACAAUUGCUACUACAUUACCACCGACACAAAUAACUUUAACCAAUCGUGACAUAUAUGUAUUUAGUGAUUUUGGUUCCAAUACUUCUAUAAAUUUUUUAUUUUCUCGAAAACCUCAAUGGCAUGCUGGAUGUUGUAUGCGUUCAAAAGAAAUUGCAUCAUCAAUAUGUAAUAUUAAUAAUAAUUCAAUUGAACAAUUAUAUCAAAUAGAUUUUCUUAAUAAUCAAACAUUAUUUUGUCAACGUUAUAAUGUAUUUCGUUAUUUAUCACGAAAACCUUUAGCUAUAUUUACAUAUUGUAUUGUUACUAUUGGUAUAUUAUUAAAUACAUUUGUUUUUCUUGUUUUAAUAUUUGGUUCAUUAAGACGAUCAACAUCAUUUGCAUUAUUUGUUGCAUUAACAUGUUUUGAUUUAUUAAGUUUAGCAUCAAGUUUAUUUGCCCAAUUAUUUCGUACUGUAAUGACAUAUUUAAAAGCAUCAGCAACAUUUUGUAAAAUGUUUGGAAUAUUUUUUUUAUAUUUUCGUCAAUGUUCAUCAACAACAUUAUUAUUAAUUGCUAUUGAACGUUGUAUUGUUAUUAAAUAUCCAUUUUGUCGACAUACAUUUAAUCAAUUUCGUUUACCAUUAUUAGCUUUUAUUAUGUUAUUAUUUGUUGUACCAAUUCCAUUUGAUUUUGUAUAUUAUACAAAUGGUACAUUACAUUGUGAAGCAUUUGAAACUGUACAAGCUGAUCAUUAUCAAAUAUUUCGUGGAUUUUUUACAGUUUUUUCUUAUGCUAUGUUACCAUUUGUUGGUAUAACAAUAAGCAAUUUAUUAAUUAUAAUUGAACUUAAAAAAUCAAAAAAACGUUUUAUGACUAAAGGUGCAAAUGGUACAAUGAGACGUUUUUCUACAAAUGUAGUGGAAAAACGUGGUACAACAGUUAUGUUACUUGUUGCUUCAUUUGCAUUUCUUGUUCUACUUGGUCCAUUUUAUGUACACUGGUGUAUAGCAUAUUUAUUUUAUAAUUAUCCUCAAUGUCAUUUUACACGAAAUCUAUAUGAAAAUGUUCAAGUAUGUAUGGGUGUAUUUCAUCCAUAUUUAACUGUUAUUGAAAAAGGUAUGCGUGAAUCAAAUCAUGCUAUUAAUUUUCUUCUUUAUUGGGCAACAUCAACACGUUUUCGUGCAGAUUUUGAACGUAUAAGUCGUCGUUUAUUCUAUCGUAUAUUUGGCAAUGCUAUAUUAUUUUUAUAUAAACAUAUAUGUUUUUGUUGUACAGCACCAUCAUGUCUUGCUACACUUGAACGACAUGUAUCAGAUACAACAGAUCCUGAUUCAUCAUAUGAAUUAAAUCGAAAAAAUCAAAUUGCAUAUAAAACAUCACAUUAUUAUUCAAAUUUUGAAAGACGACGACAACAUCAAUUAGUUCAAGCAACAUUAUUAAAUAAUACUAUACCAACAGAUUCAAAUUUAACACCAACAGCUUCAUUUCAUACAUUAACAGAACAUACAGCUAAAACAGUACGAAUGUUAACAUGGAAUCCACAUGAUCCAAUGAUGCGUGGAUUAGAAAAUAAACGUAAAGCUGCACAUUUAUCUCAACAUCUUUCAACAUCAAACGCUGUUUUAUAA
Rotaria sp. Silwood1 is the source of this 2088-nucleotide messenger RNA. NCBI's taxonomy places the organism in Eukaryota, Metazoa, Rotifera, Eurotatoria, Philodinida, Philodinidae. The record is from the annotation of a GenBank genome assembly.